GUUGUCUCCAUCGCCACACUCUGCCAUGUGCCACUUUCAGGUCUCCUCACACACUGCUGGGUUCCAUUUUGUCAUAGGGUGCUGGCAGAUUACGGGCCUCCCAUUGCUGCUGCCAGGCCCGUAAUCUGCCAUGGGCCCCAGUACCGCCUCCUCAUGCUGCUGUCAGGUCCACAGUCUCUCAUGGGUCCCUGUGUACGGCCUCCCAUUGCUGCUGUCUCCAUCGCCACACUCUGCCAUGUGCCACUUUCAGGUCUCCUCACACUGCUGGUGUGUUCCAUUUUUUGU
Staurois parvus is the source of this 285-nucleotide messenger RNA. The record is from the annotation of a GenBank genome assembly. Lineage: Eukaryota; Metazoa; Chordata; Amphibia; Anura; Ranidae.